This is a messenger RNA of Fopius arisanus, 1997 nucleotides long. Its product is annotated as TWiK family of potassium channels protein 18-like. The record is from RefSeq and is a predicted model, not a curated record. Gene Ontology annotation, cellular component: plasma membrane. Gene Ontology annotation, biological process: stabilization of membrane potential; potassium ion transmembrane transport. The transcript is spliced from 6 exons. The coding region runs from base 574 to 1749 and encodes 391 amino acids. NCBI's taxonomy places the organism in Eukaryota, Metazoa, Arthropoda, Insecta, Hymenoptera, Braconidae. Gene Ontology annotation, molecular function: potassium ion leak channel activity; outward rectifier potassium channel activity.
GGUUAUUCGGGGGGGGAUAUACCGUCUCUAGUGGAUAAGUUGAUCUUGGGUGGAAGGAAGGCAACACUUUGUUCCGGGUGAUUUUAUCAAUUGGUUCUUCCCCGUUGUUAUCCCCUCGGCUAGAGUCUCGUAAACGUCUUCCCCUGCGGCCUAUGGGGCUUCCUCUUUUAUUGGAGGCGGUGAAUCCUCCCUGGCCGGAGCCUCCACUGGGUCACCUUUUUUUCCCCUUUUGAUCUACACCUUUUUUUAUCAUCGAUAAACCAAUCCCCAGGUGAUUUUUUUCUCUCACUCUGUCUCCCGAGGAAGAUCGAGGGCGUCGAGCAGUCCUGAUUCUUCCUUGCCAGGGGGAUUUAUCCGUUGGAUUGCUCUUUUAUUGUCACUGUGCGUCGAUCGUGAUCGAGUUCACGCGCUGAUUUCCCUUUUUCAAGUGGAAAUUGAGGGAAUUUUCCUCUGUCGACUUGGUUUGGAUUAUUGGAUGGUCUCUCUUCUCUCCUGAUAAAUUGAUGAGGCGCACUCGGUGGCACUAGAGAGAUGAGGGGAAUCCUGAGGUUUUUGAAUUUUUUGGGGUAAGAAAUGGAAGAAUCCAGAGGAUGGAUCCAAGCACCUACGGGCUCAGUACGUGGACGAGUGCUGGAUGGCCAUGAGCCAUGGAGUAAUCGUGGCGCUUCGAUAAAACGACGUGGUACUAGGAGAGAGUGGAGGGACAGAAGAAGAAGAAAAAGGCGAAAACCAUUUGGUGAAAAAGUUGCUGACUGGUUACGGGCAUUUCUUGCUUUUUUAUUCAGUAACGUUGGGAUUGUUUGCUUAGUGAUUGGUUACACGGUGGCUGGUGCCUUCAUUUUUGAAUUUAUCGAGGGUACGAAUAGCCGGAGAAUUGGCACUGGCCAUUUGAUACCCACCAGGAGAAAUGACACCGCUGCUCUGUUGUGGAAUUUAACUUAUAAGGAGAAUAUAUUCUCGGAGACAAUAUGGAAGAGGAAGGUCGAUAAGAUACUGGUGAAUUAUCAGAAAACUGUAAUUGACGCUGUGAGGAGUGGAUGGGAUGGUACAGAGUCGGAAAAUCGAAAGUGGAGCUUUGCUGGGUCAUUUCUAUACUCGUUAACUGUCAUCACGACCAUUGGAUACGGUAAUAUGUGCCCAAAGACAAUGUCAGGAAAGGUGAUUACCAUUGGCUAUGCUAUUGCUGGUAUGCCCCUGUUUCUACUCUACCUCAGUAACAUCGGCGACAUACUUGCUAGAAGUUUCAAGUGGACGUAUGCACGCUGCUGUUUGUGCAGAUGCAGAAAGAGGCCAAGGGUACCCCGUGAUCCAUCGAAUGCUGAACCAUACAAGAACACUUGGCAGAUGGUCAGAAUGCAAUCCGGACGAGUAGACACGGUGAGCCUAGAUGGUGAAAUUGAGUCCAUGUCAAAGACAACGAGCACCGACGAGGAGAACGAGGAGGACAGCGAGGAUGAGGACGACGAGAGCGAUCGUUACGAUCCCCAACGCAUUACAGUACCAUUGACCCUUUGUCUCGGUAUAAUGGUCGGGUACAUCUGCGGUGGAGCCCUGUUAUUUUCUGAAUGGGAGGACUGGGGCUUUUUAGACGGCUCCUACUUUUGUUUCAUCUCCCUCUCGACAAUUGGCUUUGGUGAUAUUGUCCCAGGUGACAAGAUAUACUCCGGCCAAGGGAUCGAGCUGUCCUUCAUAUUUUGCUCAAUGUAUCUCAUGCUAGGUAAUAAAACAAAAUACAAUCCGUCAGACUGAAAAACAUCCAUAAACCAUAUUAUCAAAUCUGUCAAGCACUUGAUGCGCCAGAUAGUCAUGAAGAAGAAUGAGCAGUAAAAGUGAUAGAGCAAAAAAUCAUUGACUCUCACGUAUUCCUCUUCUCUCUCUCUCUCUCCCUCUCUUUUUUUUUCACCAGGCAUGGCUCUGAUAGCGAUGUGCUUCAACCUGAUGCAGGAAGAAGUGAUGGCUAAAAUGCGAUCGUUCACGCGAACAGUGAAGCACGUACU